This is a messenger RNA of Hippocampus zosterae (dwarf seahorse), 11158 nucleotides long. It is a transcript of the gene chd9, whose product is annotated as chromodomain helicase DNA binding protein 9. The record is from RefSeq and is a predicted model, not a curated record. Gene Ontology annotation, molecular function: protein binding; ATP-dependent chromatin remodeler activity; ATP binding. Bases 452 to 9298 code for a protein of 2948 amino acids. The transcript is spliced from 39 exons. Lineage: Eukaryota; Metazoa; Chordata; Actinopteri; Syngnathiformes; Syngnathidae.
ACCGGGUGAACGGGUUUGUUGUAGUAUUAUUUGUCUUACUUUAUUAUAAUAAUAUAUUUUUUACAUGACACUUCUCCGGGGUGAAAUUGCAGCGAACACCCGGAGGUCCAAUCAGGGAGGAGGUCACUAGUAUGCAAAUGUGCCCUUAUCGUCAGUCACGUCAGCAGCGGCGGCAGCAACACAGAAGCAGCCAGCCAGCAACACCCGCGGAGGUGGCGGUGGUGGUGGCCGGGCUUGGUUUCGGGCUUGGCGGCGACGGAGCAGCGGCUGUGCCGAGGUCGCCCGGAGAGGAGCCAACUUCACCGAGAAUACGCACGCAUGUGUCCGCGUUUGGCGUCGCUUCCACCGGUUUCAUUUCGGAGUCAUGAUGUGAUGCCAUAGCUCUGGUGCAUCGUAACCAACGUGGAUCCACCGAACUCCAGGAGGUUCCGUCACCAGUCAGAGCUCCGACAUGGAUUUUUUUGAUGACCCAAACCUCUUUGGUGGAGGUCUGGAAGGGGUGGAUGUCGACGGCUUCCCCUCAGGUCCGUCAUUUGUGGAUGAGCUCAAUCUUGGCACGGACUUUGAGCCCAUCCAAGUGGAGUCUCUCGCUCUGGGGAAAAAUCAAGACAUGAUGCUGCCGGUGUCUUCCACGUCCAACCAGCAAACUAUGACCUCUUACAGUCAGCAGAUGGGGCACUAUGUUGGAAUUAAGGCACAGAAUCCUGCCGGGCAGCCGUUUUCCAGUCCCGGGGCUUCAGGUGGUGUGACGGCAGAGCAACAGGGCCAGUACCACAAUGGCCCUGUCGGCCAAGUACCUCAAUCCAACGGGUUGUUCUUCAACAGUAGCAGCCCAAUGUGGGGGAAUCAGGACCAGAAUGGUAACAUGUAUCAUCCUUUAUCUCAGCAGCAGCAGCAACUGUACGGCCAGCAAAUACAUGUCGGACAGCAACGAACGCAUCAUCCGCAGCAGCACCGAAUGCGUCAGCAGCAACAGCAGCAAAGGCAAACUUACCCGCAACAGCUGUUCAAUCAGAGCCAACAUCAACAAAUGAACAUGCAGGGCAUGCCUUUGGCGCAACGGCAGCAUCACGGCUUCCCCUUUCACCAAGGGAGCCAGCCUCGGAGCCAGCAACAGGUUGCACAGAGUCCGCAGCAGGCCCAGCACCAGCUAACUGCGGUGGGAGCAAGGUUUCAUUCGGCGGUUGUGCCAAGUCAAAAUGACCCCCUGCAGGGAUCUUGCUUGCAGCAGCAACCGAAGCGCAGCUUCUCUUGCAGAUUAGGAAUGGCCGAAAAUAACCCACCCAUGGAUUCGUCAUCUUUGGUUCACUCACUGCCCACGUACUCUGUGAGUUCUGUCACCACUUACCAACCAGCCGAAUACCCUUCCUACCCUGGAGAGCCAGAAAUGGACUGUCUGAGUCGGCCGUCUUUGUCCUCGGUGUCGGCGGCGGCUCGGCCCGCUGCUACCGCCACUCCCCUUGCGGGAGCGCUACCCGAACUCCCUGGAGCAGCAUGUCAGUUUCCAUCCGCAUCACUUAUGGGUCAGCAGCAUGCUCAGACCUCCGUUAACCAGGCAGAGGAAUGUCAUUUUCGGGCUUUACGCUGUCGCGGUGAAACGCAGGGUAACAACAAGUUGUCCGAGAUGUUCGGAGAAUCGAUGAGCUGCUACCCGAGUGUGGCCCACCAGUUGCCCUCUGAGCAUCCGCAGCGCUGCGGGGCCAUCAACACGAAUGGAUACCCAUCACUAGGGGACAGUCUCCUGGCAUCGGAGGCUCAGGAUGGAGAUUUGGCGGGGUUGGAGCCCCCCGACCUCUUGCCUGACUUUCUUCCCCAGCUCGAGGCCGCCCUCAGCCAACCUGAUCAAUCUAAUGGUUCCUGGGCGGAUUCCAACCAGGCUUGGGGGCACGAGCACAGGACACAAACACCUGCUGGACAAAAGGAAGAUGAGCCUCGAAAGAACACCAAUGGUCCCGCGAGCCACGUCCGGGCCCUCAGUCCCGUGAUGAAGAGCAGCUCGUCGUCCUCCUCAUCCUCUUCUUCGUCGUCGUCGUCCUCAUCAUCGUCGUCCUCAUCCUCGUCUAGCUCCCCUUCGGAAAAGAGGACGCCGCGGCGGACACACAACCAGCUGGAUGUGACGCCUUUGGACAAGCAGGAAAAGGCCAAUCGGAUCAUAUCGGAGGCCAUAGCUAAAGCCCGCCAGCGCGGGGAGAAGAACAUCCCGAGGAUCAUGAGCCCCCAGAGCUUCCCUGGGUCGUCGUCUCAGCACAAGAGCCAUCAGGAGCAUAAAGGAAAUGGCAAAGCGCGGUCCAAAUUUAAAGCCUCAAGGAAGGCCUGCAUUGUCCCUUCUUCCACAUCCAAGCAGAAGCCCAAGAUCGGGAAAAUUGUCAUCAAGAUUGGGAAGAAGAAGAAGCGAAAGCCCGACUCUUCCGAGGAGUCAGACGAGGACCCUCCGCCUCGUCACACUUCAAGAGACUCGAAGAGACGCUCUAAUCGUCAGGUGAAGAGGAAGAAGUACGCCGAGGAACUGGAGGCCAGGCUGUCAGACGAGGAUGGCAAGGUGAUCGUCAAAGCCAAGAAGGCCAACACUGUGGCGUCCAAGCAGCCUGCGGUGCAGCUCUUUGUGGAAAACCCCAGUGAAGAAGACGCCGCUGUCGUUGACAAAAUCAUGUCCUCUCGCGUCGUCAAGAAAGAGGUUUCUCCGGGUGUGCUGGUUGAAGUGGAAGAAUUUUUUGUCAAGUACAAAAACUACUCCUACCUCCAUUGCGAGUGGGCCACGGAGGGCCAACUGGAAAAGGACAAGAGGAUCCAGCAGAAGAUCAAACGCUUCAAGAUGAAACAGGCGCAGCGGGCACUUUUCUUCGCCGACAUGGAAGAAGAGCUCUACAACCCGGACUAUGUCGAGGUGGACCGUGUGCUCGAAGUGUCUUAUUGCGAGGACAAGGACACAGCAGAGGAAGUGAUAUACUACCUGGUGAAGUGGUGCUCGCUGCCGUACGAGGACAGCACCUGGGAGCUGAAGGAUGAUGUGGAUCAGAGCAAAAUAGAAGAGUUCGAGCAACUGCAGGCAGCUAAGCCGGACUCGCGCAGAGUGGAGCGGCCCCCAGCCAACCUGUGGAAGAAGAGGGAGCAAUCACGCCAAUACAGGAACGGCAACAGCCUCAGGGAUUACCAGCUGGAGGGGGUCAACUGGCUGCUCUUCAACUGGUACAACAGGCGUAACUGCAUUCUGGCCGACGAGAUGGGCCUGGGUAAGACUAUCCAGUCCAUCACCUUCCUGGAGGAGAUCUACCGCGUGGGCAUCAAGGCGCCUUUCCUCAUCAUCGCCCCGCUGUCCACCAUCGCCAACUGGGAGCGCGAGUUCCGCACGUGGACACACAUGAAUGUCAUUGUGUACCAUGGCAGUGUUGUCAGCAGGCAAAUGCUACAACAGUACGAGAUGUACUUCAGGGACUCGCAGGGCCGUGUGUUGCGCGGCGCCUACAAGUUCCAGGCGGUCAUCACCACGUUCGAGAUGAUCCUGGGGGGCUGCCCCGAGCUCAAUGCCAUCGAGUGGCGCUGUGUCAUCAUUGACGAGGCGCAUCGCCUCAAGAACAAGAACUGCAAGCUGCUAGAAGGCUUCAAGCUCAUGAGCCUGGAGCACAAGGUCCUGCUGACGGGCACUCCUCUCCAAAACACAGUGGAGGAACUGUUCAGCCUGCUGCAUUUCCUGGAGCCGGCACGUUUCCCGUCGGAGAACACCUUCAUGCAGGAAUUUGGAGACCUCAAGACUGAAGAACAGGUGCAGAAGUUGCAGGGCAUCCUUAAGCCAAUGAUGCUGCGGCGUUUGAAGGAGGAUGUGGAGAAGAAGCUGGCGCCCAAAGAGGAGACCAUUAUCGAGGUGGAGCUCACCAACAUUCAGAAGAAGUACUAUCGCGCCAUCCUGGAGAAGAAUUUCUCCUUCCUGGCCAAGGGAGCAGGCCAGGCCAACAUGCCCAACCUGGUCAACACUAUGAUGGAAUUGAGGAAGUGCUGCAACCACCCCUACCUCAUCAAAGGGGCAGAAGAGAAGAUCCUGGAAGACUUUAGGGAGGUCUAUAGCCCAGCUGCCCUGGACUUCCACCUGCAAGCCAUGGUGCAGUCUGCCGGGAAGCUGGUUCUCAUCGACAAACUGCUGCCCAAGAUGAAAGCCGGCGGGCACAAGGUGCUCAUCUUCUCCCAAAUGGUGCGCUGCCUGGACAUCUUGGAAGACUACCUCAUUCAGAGAAGGUACUUGUACGAGCGGAUAGACGGUCGGGUUCGUGGGAACCUGCGACAGGCAGCCAUCGACCGCUUCAGCAAGCCCGACUCAGACCGCUUCGUUUUUUUGUUGUGCACACGAGCCGGCGGGCUGGGGAUCAACCUGACAGCAGCGGAUACCUGCAUCAUCUUCGACUCGGACUGGAACCCACAGAACGACCUCCAGGCACAGGCUCGCUGCCAUCGGAUUGGUCAGAACAAGGCGGUGAAGGUGUACCGCCUGAUUACCAGGAACUCAUACGAAAGAGAGAUGUUUGACCGCGCCAGUCUCAAACUGGGUUUGGACAAAGCGGUAUUGCAGAGCAUGAGCGGCCGCGACAACAGCCUGGGAGGAGGCGGCGCUGGUGGAGCAGGAGGUACUGGGGGAGGGGCGGUCCAGCAACAGUUAUCCAAAAAGGAGAUUGAAGAUCUGCUGCGACGCGGAGCCUACGGCGCCAUCAUGGACGAAGAGGACGAGGGGGCUAAGUUUUGCGAGGAGGACAUCGACCAGAUCCUCCAACGGCGAACCAAGACCAUCACUAUCGAGUCUGAGGGUCGAGGGUCCACCUUUGCCAAGGCCAGUUUUGUAGCAUCCGGGAACCGCACAGACAUCUCGCUGGAUGACCCCAACUUCUGGGACAAGUGGGCAAAAAAGGCAGACAUCGAUAUGGAAAUGGCCAAUGGCAGAAACAGCCUGGUUAUCGACACGCCUCGCGUCAGGAAGCAGACGAGGCCCUUCAGCUCCACGAAGGAUGAGCUGGCAGAGCUGUCGGAGGGCGACAGUGACAGUGACGACACCAAGCCCAAAGUCAGGCGAGCCCAUGAGCGGCCCAACAGUUACGGACGCACAGAAUGCUUCAGAGUGGAAAAGAACCUGCUGGUAUAUGGGUGGGGCCGCUGGAAGGACAUCCUCAACCACGGUCGUUUUAAGAAGCAGCUGACCGACUGGGACGUAGAGUCCAUCUGUAGGGCACUGCUGGCCUACUGCCUGGUACACUAUCGUGGCGACGACAAAAUCAAAGGGUUCAUGUGGGACCUGAUUGCACCCACAGAAGAUGGCCGCACGAAGGAGCUGCAGAAUCACUUGGGUCUGUCUGCGCCUGUUCCCCGGGGCCGCAAGGGCAAGAAGAUGAAGACCCAAUCCAGCUCGUUCGACAUCCACAAGGCCGAGUGGUUGCGGAAGCACAAUCCGGAGCAUAUGCUCCAGGACGACGGCUACAAGAAACACCUCAAGCACCAUUGCAACAAGGUGCUGCUCCGGGUUAGAAUGCUGUACUACCUGAAACAAGAGGUAAUCGGCGACGAGGCCCAGAACGUUCUGAACAACGUGGACGCUAGUGAGAUCAAGAUCUGGGUACCGGAGCCGGACCACUCGGAACUUCCGGCCUUGUGGUGGGAUAUCAUCUCUGACAAGUGUCUGCUGUUGGGGGUCUACAAGCAUGGUUACGAGAAGUACAACACCAUCCGAGCAGACCCUGCACUGUGCUUCCUAGAGCGUGUUGGCCGACCAGACGACAAGGCCAUCGCUGCCGAACAGAGAAGCAAUGAUUUCAUGGACGGGGAUGUGGAUGAUCCAGAGUACAAGCCUGCUCCAGCCCUGCUGAAGGACGACAUGGAGGAUGACGCCUCCUCUCCGGGGGACUUGGUUGUCACUGACAGUGCCGGAGACCCUGUUUCGGGAGUAGCCAGCGCCUACUGGCCCUCGUCUUCCGUGCUCACUGCCCGUCUGAGGCGACUGAUCACGGCCUCGCAGCGUUACACCAAGAGCCGACAGAUCCUGCAUAUCCACCAAGUGCAGUCGCAAUCGCAGUCGCAGUCGCAGUUGCAGAUGCCCAUCAUGAUGUCUGCGCCACUCGUCCAACCGCAACCGGCGGCGGCGCUACUGCUGCCGCCAGCAGUUCUCACUGACCCGUUUAACCCCAAGAUGGCCGCCAAGAUUGAACGUCAACAACGAUGGACCAGGCGGGAAGAAGCCGACUUCUACCGAGUGGUCUCCACAUUUGGCGUGGUCUUCAACCCCACGCUGCGGUGCUUCGACUGGACAAAAUUUCGGGCGAUGGCACGGCUGCACAAGAAGACGGACGAAAGCCUGCAGAAGUACCUGUGCGCCUUCGCCGCCAUGUGCAGACAGGUUUGCCGCCUGCCACCCAAAGAAGGAGACUCUGCGGUGGACCCAUCCCUCAAUAUCCAGCCCAUCACGGAAGAACGGGCGUCACGCACUUUGUAUCGGGUGGAACUGUUGCGCCAGGUGAGGGAGCAGGUCCUUCGCCACCCGUUGCUCUACGAGCGCCUACCGCUGUGCCAGAUGAGCUCUGACUUACCCGCAUGGUGGGAGAUCGGCACCCAUGACCGGGACCUGCUCAUUGGCGCCGCCAAGCAUGGCGUCAGCCGCACGGAUUAUCACAUACUCCGGGACCCCGAUUUGGGGUUUAUGGCGGCCCAGCGCAGCUACAGCCAGACGAAGGCCAUUCCGCAGCACUCGCUAGGAUUCACGCCGCUCCUGCAACCUCAGUACCAGGCAUCGGUCUCUGCUUCGGCAGUUCCACCCCCUGCCCCCAGGGACUUGGAGUCCGGCGGGGUCAUCCCGAAAGCAGAGCCCCCCUCGGUCGGUGAGGAAACCAAGGAGAAAGCAAAGGACAACUGGAGUCCCAUCCGAGCGCAGGAGACCCCCACAGGAGUCGUGGAGGACAAACCCGAGAGCGAGGGACAGAUGGUGGCAGCAAGGACAAAGCCCCUCACGCCCAACUCAUCCGAGAGGAAGCCCAAGAAGGCCAGCAAGAGGGGCCGCAGGGAGAGGCGGACAUCAGGGACUGACUCGGGCGGCUCGUCGUCCAGCUCUUCGUCGCGCUCGUCCUCAUCUUCCUCCUCAUCCUCUUCUUCCUCGUCCCACUCCGGGUCCAGCUCGUCAUCGUCUUCGUCGUCCUGUUCCUCUGGCUCUUCCUCGUCGUCCUCCUCCUCCUCUUCUUCGGAUGACAGUGACAGUGAAGGAGAGAAUGGGAAGAAAAAAGUGCCUGCAGCUCCAAUCGUGAAGGGUUUCGACGAAGACAGCGUGGCAUCACUAGGCACCGCGCACCACGAUGCGCAAGACACCCACGCGGCGCAGAACGGUGUCACCAACAGCGUGCCACAUCCUUUCCAGGCAGGGGGCUACAUGCUCGCCGCCUCCCACUGGCCGAAGGACCGGGUCAUCAUCAAUCGUCUGGACAGCAUAUGCCAGGCGGUGUUGAAGGGCAAAUGGCCGGGCACGCGGCGCGUCUAUGAGCCCGGAGGCCCCGUGGCAUCCUUCUACACCACCAAGCUCUUGGACGGCAGCCUGUGCGAGGACCCCUCAGCUUCGCCACAGGGGUCUAAGGUGACCGAGCAUGUUGCAGAAAGCAAGGAGUUCUCAGUCAAGCUGAACGAUCAGGAGGGAGGUCUGAAGUUGACCUUCCAGAAACAGGGGCUACCUCUGAAGAGAGCCCUGGACUCGGAGGAGGUACCCCAAGCCCAGCAGCAGCAAUAUCUGGCUCGGCUCCACGACCUGCAGAGUGCCUCCGACACGGGCCUGGCCGACAUCACCAAGCCGCAAUGCAGCUUCCAGAACGUACCUUCAGGUCUUGCUGGCACGAUGAGACUGAAUGGUGUUCUGGAUAGCCAGCCAGUGGUGAAGAGGCGACGGGGGAGGAGGAAGAAUGUUGAGGGCAUGGAUCUGCUCUUCAUGAACAGGACUCAAAUCCCCGAUCAGGGUGCUCCCGGGUGGGGCGGCAUCGGCCAAGUGGGUAUGCCUCCAGUGCCGGGGUACAACCACCAGACCUCUGGGCCGGGCCCGGAGGACAUGGACAGCAGGAUUCCGGUCAUCAACCUCAAAGACGGCACCCGGUUGGCCGGAGACGACGCUCCCAGGAGGAAAGAUCUGGACCAGUGGCUGAAGGAGCACCCGGGCUUUGUGGCCGACACGGGCGCCUUCAUCCCCGGCGUGAACAAGAUGCCCCUGCAGUUCCACGUGCAGGACGGGCGACCCAAGCAGAAGAGGCACCGCUGCAGGAACCCCAACAAGAUCGAUGUCAACAGCCUAACGGGCGAGGAGCGAGUGCAGAUCAUCAACAGGAGGAACGCCCGGAAGGUCGGUGGAGCUUUUGCACCUCCUCUCAAGGAUCUGUGCCGCUUCCUUCAGGAGAACCCGGAGUACGGCGUCCCACCUGAAUGGGCCGACGUCGUCAAACAGUCGGGUUACCUCCCAGCGAGUAUGUUUGACAGGAUCCUGACUGGUCCCAUCGUUCCUGAGGAAGUGAGCCGGCGAGGGCGGCGUCCGAAGAAUCCUCUGGUUAAAGCGGCGACGGCGGCAAUGAUGCCUAACUCUGCGGCGGCGGCGGCGGCGUCCUCCUCCCUGGGCCUCAACCCCCUGCUGGCCAACGGGCUCCUGGCGGGCAUGGACCUAAGCAGCCUCCAGGCCUUCCAGCAGAACUUGCAGCUGACCGCGGGCCUCAUGGGUCUGCCCCCCUCGGACGCCGGAAACCUGGCGGCGAGCAACCUGGCCGCCAUGUUUCCCAUGAUGCUCUCGGGCAUGGCGGGGCUGCCCAACCUGCUUGGCGUGAGCGGCUUGCUCGGGAAGAAUGAGGAAGGAGGCGCGGGCGGCGGAGGGUCCGAGGACAAGGAGAUGGGACUCGGCAGCGGUGGCGCGACAGGAGAGCCGUGCGCCCUCAGCGGGGAGCGGACAAAAGGCGCCGACGCUGCCACUUCCUCCCAAAGUGCCUCGUCCACCUCCAGCCCUCUUCCUCUCAACCCUUUGUUGCUGUCCAGCAUACUUUACCCAGGGAUGCUUCUCACUCCAGGCCUUAACCUCCCCGUGCACAAUGCGCAGCCUGACCACACGCCACUUCCUCCUCCUACUCCUCCCCCUCCUUCUUCUCCUCAAGCGCCCGCCGUCAAAGCGGAAACUUUGGAAGAUGACGAUGAUGACGACGACGACGACGACGAAGAGUCGGGAGAGCACAAAGACAACAGCGGGAAAGCAGAGUCAUCUUCAUCUGACUCCGGGUCCUCUUCUUCUUCCUCAGAAGACUCCGAUUCCAGCAAGGACUGAUGGAAUAUUCAUUUAUUUAUGUACGGCCUUCAUACAAUUGUAUUCAUAUAUUCACAUUUACGUGGAUCCCCCCCACCCACCACCCACCACCAUCAACCGCCACCUUUCACCCUCCUCCAGCACUUACGAUUUCUUUACAUGUAAAUAACUAACCAAAUUGUUGUGUAAUAAAACCAAUAUGUCAACAAACAAAAAUCUAAACAAACAAACAAAAAAAAAGAAUUGAAAUCAAUGUUUAUGGAGAAGGUAGCGUCUUGUUUCCUGACAUUUUGCAUGUCGGACUUGUGUAGAAGCGUCACCUUGUACUGUUUAAAAAGAAAAAGGCGAAGAAAAGAAAAGGCAUUAUUAUAAUUAUUAUGAAGUCAGGAUUUAAUUUUAUUAUGAAAAAAAAUGCAUCGAGCUGUACUAUUAAUAUAUUUUGAAUGGCGACGAUAUGAUGUAAAUAAGGCACGCUUGCUUUGCAGAUCAUGCGGAUGUGAGCAAUAACUCGGGCAGCUAACGAAUGUCACUCAAGCUGUAGAAUCCGUCACGUUAAAAAAAAAGGCUUUUCACCUUGGUCCUGUCAUUCAUUCAUUUGCCACUGUAUUUUAUUAUUAUUAUUUAAUUUUUUUGCAACCGUACAGUGGGCUCGUGUUUUCGUACUCUGCCUUCCAUUUGAGUGGUCCCAAGGGGUCCUUUCUGUGCGGAGUUUGCAUGUUCUCCUCGUGCUUGCGUCUCUGGUUUCUCCAGCUUCCUCCUGCAUCCCAAAAACGUGAAUUUUAGGUACAUUGAAGACUCAAAAUUGUCCAUCGCUGUGAAUAUGAAUGCGAAUGCUUGUCCAGUUGCACCUUGUGACUGACUGUGCACCAAGCACAGGGAAAUUGUACCCGGCCCAUCGCACAAACACUUCUGAAAGCCUUCUUGCGCAUCUGCUCUGCCAAAAUCCAAUCUUCUUCAUAAGCUUCCAAGAGCUUCCUGAUCGGUAGCACCUCUUCUUCCUGUUUCCAAGCCCCCAUCAGCCACUUUCCGACGGCACAAGCACAAAAUAAAAUGGUUUGGAUUAUUGUCAGACACGGCAGUGCCACAUCCGCUAGCAUGCUGGCUAGCUCGGGCAAGGGCUCGAACAAUCUUGCUACUCACGCUAAUUUUUUCCAUUUUAUUUUGGGGUAGGGGGGUCGUUCUUUUUUCGUUGUUGUUUUUGAGCUUCAGCUUAGACUUAGAAGUGCCCUUAUCUUGUACCUCUGCUUUCCGGUCCUCUUAUUGUUUUUUUUGGGGUUUUUUCCAGUUUGUUUUUGUGGGUGGGUUGGGGGGGGGGGCGCCAACACUGGAAUUUCAAGAAAGCUGAAGUACCUUUGCCGACCUCUUAUGGACUGUUAGUUCAUCAACACUCUUGAUUGUGGCUGUCUCUCCGUUCUCCCAUGGUCAGUGAACGCACCCAGACUGAAAAGCUUGCCGUGAUUGACACACAAUACGCUUUUUUUCUUUUUCUAUUGUAGUGCUCUUAUACAUAUGUGACUAUUAUGGUACAAUCUGACACGCACACACUACUGCUGUACAGGAAGGUAUCAUCCAUGUCAUCACUGAGACGAGAUUUUUUUUCCGCAAGCUUUGAGCUUUGACGGUAUCCAGGUGUCACCAUGGUCAGUUUUUGUCUUCUUUUUCGAGAGUAAUAUUUUGCGCUCUCUUUCGCGCUUUGUGUAGUCAAACUAAUUUCAUGUAGUCGAGAGGAGGAGAAAAAGGCGGGGAGGAGGGGGGAUGUGUCUUAAAAACACACAAAAAAUAAACAAGAGUCAUUUGUAAUUUAUUGGAUUACUUUCUAUGAAGUUCUAUAGAGGAAACUGAGGUUUAAUUAUUUUUAUUAAACAUAUUCUUCUGACUAUC